This is a messenger RNA of Poeciliopsis prolifica (blackstripe livebearer), 1807 nucleotides long. It is a transcript of the gene nprl2, whose product is annotated as NPR2 like, GATOR1 complex subunit. The transcript has 11 exons. Gene Ontology annotation, cellular component: GATOR1 complex; vacuolar membrane. Gene Ontology annotation, molecular function: GTPase activator activity. The record is from RefSeq and is a predicted model, not a curated record. Lineage: Eukaryota; Metazoa; Chordata; Actinopteri; Cyprinodontiformes; Poeciliidae. Gene Ontology annotation, biological process: cellular response to amino acid starvation; negative regulation of TORC1 signaling; positive regulation of autophagy. The coding region runs from base 524 to 1660 and encodes 378 amino acids.
UAAUUUUAGUGUGAAACAUAUUAAAAAAAUCCAAAUGUUAGCUUACAAAUUAGUAACUUAAAGGGGACAUUUCCAUCCUAGUGGAGGACAGAGUGGGACCUCAGACAUUCAAAAACCCUAAAAGCAAAUAUUACACAGUUCAACGACCAAAAUAUUUACUUUUACUGUAACCAAUUUUAGUCUUCACGUGUUCCUGUUUUCUUGAUUAGAGUGUUUAAAAGGAUAAAUUCCGUGGAGACCCUGAACGCAUCAGUGUUGUCUCGUCACUUUGGACAGUUUGCUGAACAAUUUGCAGCGUUUUUAGAUGGUUUAAACAACAAAGCGACGUCACUUAUCUCUAUUUCACUUCAAUAUCACUGUUGUUUAUAUGUCGUACAACUUUGUGGCUGUUUGUAGUUUGUUUAGAAGAACUCAGCUUCUCGUUUUUAACGCUACAGCUAGCAGCUAGCAUAACACACAGGGGGAGGAUCCAGUAAUCUUCAUUUCAGUUUAACAGGUGAACAGUGAAAGGUCCCUGUUGAACAUGACAACUCGAAUAGAGUGCAUAUUCUUCAGUGAGUUUCACCCCACUCUGGGUCCAAAGAUAACGUAUCAGGUACCAGAGGAGUACAUUUCACGGGAAUUGUUCGACACGGUCCAAGUUUACAUCAUCACCAAGCCAGAGCUACAAAACAAAUUAAUUACAGUCACUGCUAUGGAGAAGAAGCUAAUCGGCUGUCCAGUGUGCAUCGAGCAUAAAAAGUACAGCCGAAAUGCUCUCCUCUUUAACCUGGGCUUUGUCUGUGAUGCUCAGACCAACACAUGCGCUCUUGAGCCAAUUGUGAAAAAGCUGGCUGGGUACCUCACAACUCUGGAGUUGGAAAGUGGCUUUAUUUCAAAGGAGGAGAGCAAGCAGAAACUUUUACCCAUAAUGUCGACAUUGUUGGAAGAUCUUAAUGCUACAGGAGCCUGCACAUUACCCAUAGACGACUCCAACACCAUCCAGCUAAAACUGAUCCAGCAGCGGAGAGACCCCCCCACUGUCCAGGAGUACGACGUCCCCGUCUUCACCGAAUCCAAAGAGCUUUUCAUAAAGUCUCAGUGGGACCUCACCACUCAGCAGAUUUUGCCUUACAUCGAUGGAUUCAGGCACAUUCAGAAAAUCUCAGCCGAAGCAGACGUCGAGCUGAAUCUUGUUCGUAUCGCUGUGCAGAACCUGCUGUAUUAUGGUGUUGUGACUUUGGUCUCCAUAUUCCAGUACUCCAAUGUCUACUGCACAACCCCAAAGGUUCAGAGCCUCGUUGAUGACAAAUCCCUUCAGGACGAAUGCCUCAGCUACGUCUCCAAACAGGGUCAGAAACGUGCCAGCCUCCGGGACGUGUUCCAGCUCUACUGCGGUCUCAGUCCUGGAACGACAGUGCGAGACCUUUGUUCUCGCUACGCGCAGCAACUUCAAAGGGUUGAUGAGAGGAGGCUAAUCCAGUUCGGACUGAUGAAAAAUCUCAUCCGACGGCUUCAGAAGUAUCCUGUGAAGGUGGUCCGGGAUGAGAGAAGCAGACCGCCUCGUCUCUACACUGGCUGUCAUAGUUAUGAUGAAAUCUGCUGCAAAACAGGAAUCAGUUACCAGGAGUUGGAAGAACGUUUGGAAAAUGACCCUAAUAUCGUCAUCUGCUGGAAGUGAUGUUAAAUGAAGCCAUGUACCGAGAAGCCUCCACCAAUACAGCCAAGAGCGAGACGCCUCAAAGAUUGAGUUAUGUUUUGUAAAUGUCUUUGCUCUGUUUUUCAUUCAUUAUUUAUUUAUAUCAUUAAAAGACUGUGACUAACUUUC